GUUUCUAAACUGAGCAUCUUUUGACAGGGCAUUAACGUCGGUUCUGUUGGUCUAUAAAUGUCUGUUGUCUAUUAAAAACAUUGAAAAGCCAAGCGAAAAGUGGAGAAAUUGUUAUUCCAAGUGUCUUACAAGGUAUUUUAAUAUGAAUGGACGAUUAUUCAUGAAAGUGGUGCGAGGACCUUUUUUUUACUAAAUGGAAUAGUACUAGUCAAAAAGCUUGAUUCCUGUCGGGUUUCUUCACAAAAUCUAUUAAUGGAUUCCACGAGUACAUUUUCCAGUAGUCCAAGCGCUAUAGAGAAAUUGUCAAAGAAGUCUGUGAGGCUUCGAAAUAAGUCAUACAUCUCCAAGGUGCCUGACAAGCCUAAACCCCCAUCUCAGAAUUACAGUAGGAAUUACAGGCACUCAAACUGUACCCCAUCCACUUUAAGAAAAGUUAAUAAUUGGAUAAGUAGCUUGAAUACUAUAAAUGAUAAUCCCAGGCAACAUGCUGAAAAUAACCCUUGCCAGUCCAAGCUCGAUUGUCAAAUAGUCCUGGAUCCUGAGUAUUAUUACACUGAGAAGGAAGAUAAGAUGCUAGAGGAUGAAAUAGCGCAAUACUGCACCUCACCAUUUCGCAAGUACAGACCACACGAGAGGUUAUCGAACUCACAUGCGGCCAGGGACUAUGUGACCGAUUUAUUUGACCAUCAAGCAGAAAAUUCCAAUGUGAAACCGAACAAAAGACGUCGCCUGCUCCAAUCCAAUAUGGUAGAAAAAGAGGUGGAUAUUUCGGACUCUGGGAGUGAACUGUCUCUCAGUCCCGAGAAUGAAAAGAAAAAGGAGUUGUGCAGCUAUUUGCAACUAAUGAAACCCUCCGAUAAGAAAACGAUUAUGAUUUUGCAGAAUCGUCGAUCGGUGAGGGUGAAGAAUUUGACUAUAAUGCAAGAAAAGAAGGAAUUGGAAAAGAAGCUAAGAGAAGAAUCCGAGGAUACUGGGGAUAAUUUAUUAAAAUUGCCGACAGACUCUGAUGAUGGUGAUAAGCGAGACAAGUGGCUUAAGUAUAGGGGUCAGCAGCAGGAGGCAAAUUUUAAUUUUCCCAAGCCAGAGGAGCACUUAGCAAGUAUUUUAAAAGAUUUCGAUGUAACUGCAGAAGAUUGGUUCAAGGAUUAUAAAAGGCAAUCUAAUCAGAAGAUUAAUGGAUAUGAUGCUGGAGAAAAUUUACUUAAUAAUUCAAAAAAUAGGAGCGAGGAAAGUAUUACUUUGCCAUUACCAGGCUUCUCAAAGAAAGAUAUAGAUUAUGGCAACAAUUAUGUUAAAAAUAUUGUAAAUAGCACUGAGGAACUUAAAAAACAACUAAUAAGAGCACAAAAAUCACCGAAAACACUUAUAAGGCAUUUAGUUCAGAAGAAGGGCAAAAAGAGUCCCAAGAAGUACAUUGAACCCGAUUCAAGCAAUAAUUUAGAUACUUUACCUUCUAGGGCGAACCGCUAUUCAAUUCCCGUAGGGAUAACCAAUGGGGUUUGCGAUUAUCAGGAAGCAAGUUUCAAGGGGUCAACUCCUGAAAUUGUUUUAAAAAAGAAAAAGUCUUCUACGGGAGAGUUUUCGCCCAUAGUUGAAAUCUCUGCUGGAAUAUAUGACAUGACUGGGGACGCAAUUAGACAGGAUUCAAUGCUUCAGGCUGAUAUACAAAUGAAAACUAAAUUGAUGGGCUUUAGGGACCAUCCUGGUGCCUUAAAAAAUGAUCUUCGAAAGUCCGAAGAGAACGGAUUGGUUCAGAAGAGCCCCAGUUUUAAAAUAAAACUGAAGACCAAAAAAAAGAUUAGUAUGUCACUUUCUAAGGAGAAACUGACAAGAACUGUUAAUGGAGCUUUAAAACAAAAAAAAGAAGUCAAAAAAGCUUUAAAGAAACCACCUGCCCUGGUUGUGCCAAAAAUGGUUUCUCAGAAAGAAAUGACGAAUGUGCCUGAAAAAAUACCAAAAAAAAGAACUAAAUCCUUAUCGCCAGACACAAAAACAACACCUUCAAAAAAAAGUUCAACGGCAUCGAAAACUCCCAAACAAACCCCUAAAAACGGUGAAACCCCUAACAAGCAAGAAAUUAUUAAAAAAUCCAGUUCCACACCUAAAAGGUGCCCCCCACCCGACAGACAACAAAAAUCCACUGAACCUAAGACAUAUUCAUCUCAAAUGCUUGUUGUUGAGCAAGAGCCUCUAUUCACCAAUACAACCGUAACAUCUCCAAAAAUCCGAGUAAAACCACUUAGAAACCUCACUAAAACCACUCAAAACGACUCGUUUAUAAAAUUCAUCGAUACAACCGUGAGCCCAACUGAUAAUACCGAACCCAGGACGGCAGUGCAAAUGCUCUCGGAUAUGAACUCGCCUCAUACCACAAGAAAUAAUUCCGACCCGGUCAUUUCAUCGUCUCGAAUUCUCGCGGUGGUUCAGUAUCCGGAUAAAAACGUUGUUUCACGUACCAACGGGACUGCCGAUGUCGCACCGUUUCAUCCACAAAUUAUCAACAUCCAAGAAACGUCAUCGCGAGAUGAAGUGAACCUUCCCCAGUUUAUUGCGUUUGACAAGGAAACAGUCACGAAGCCCUUACUGUCUUGUUCGUUGGGUUCGUCCAAGCGAAAGUCGGUCCAUUCGGAGGGCGAAACGGGAUUGUCCAGUUGGCAAACUACAGGCACCAAAUCCAAGAAGGAUCAACAUUCGAUUCAUGUGUCCAGGGACGGCGGCCCGGUGUUAAAGGUGUUUUAUUUGGAUUUCAAUUUGAUUCUCUGUCAGGAGUCUUUGGUGUCUUUUUGGACUCAGACCGCUCUCGGGAACGUUUUAGGGGCUCAGAACAUGUGGAUAAGUAAAGGCAGCAUCCAGAGAUCGGUAAACAAUAACUGCACAAUAAAAGAAUCGUUAGAAAUGGUGGUGACCAGCGAGAACUGCAUCGCUUACGUGGAACUAUGGACCAAAGAGCACUUGAGCGCCAUCAGAGAGGGUCCGGUGGCGGACAUUUUCGCCAUCGUGUACUUUUGGCGGAAAGGUGGCUCCGCGUUAGAAAAAAAGGUGUUGCAGCUGGAAAACAUUAACGGGUUCGCUGACGAUGUGCAAUAUUCGGUAUUAAAGUCUUCACCGAAAAUAAUUGUUAGUUGGCACGUUGCCAGCAACGAGGCCGGUAGCAAGAAAACUCGCGUCCAUAGCCACCAAUUGGCCUCCGACUUUCAGUCUGUAUAUAACAUUAACGAGUUUGAGGCCGUUGAUCAUUACGUAUCGUCUCUGCAUAAUAUCGAAGGUUGUGAGACAUUAAUAAUGGGCUCAGGUGAAAAUAGGAUAACGUUAUGGAAUAUAGAGCAUGGCUACGUGGCGGCUACUAUAGAAAUGUCGGAGUUAAGGUCCCCGCUGGCUACCCUAUGGGUAAAAUGCGAUAGGGGUUUUUUAUUUACUUUACAACAAUGCGUCAAUAGGGAGCUUAGACUAAUUGCCAUCCAUGGAUUGAAUCAUUCAUGGAAGAAGUUGGCCAGUUACGUGCCGCCUGAGGAAUAUGAUCGGUUAAAAAGCGUCUGGCUAGAAAACGGCCUCGUCCUCGCAUUCUAUGAACAAGGAGUGGUCUGUUGGAAUGCGCAAACGGCCGAAACGAUCCUGGAGGCGGCCCACACCGAAUGCGACCACAUAUCCGGCAAAUAUUUAAUAAGCAUCAAUCGGCGGGAUCAGGUGAACGUCAGGCACGCAUUCACGCAUCUCCUGUCGGUCGAAGAAUCGUAAGUCUAUUACUGUUACGCAGAUUUAUAUUAUUGUUUUUCUUUUUUUUUCUUUAAAUUUUAUUGACGAUUAUAUAGAAGUUAAACAAAAACUAGUAAGGAUAGUGUUUUUAGCAACGGUCAAAGUGUAUAUUUUAGAGCAAAUCUCGCAAUUUCCAAAAUAAGUUAUUGUUCAUUUAGAUUCAAAUGUUUAGGUUUUGUAUUAAAGUGUACAUUUUGUACAGCUCUUGUUAUAUAAAAAGAGUCCCAUGAUUAUUCGGUGAUUUCCAUAGUGGGAUAGGUAACGUAAAGCUAUUUUUUCAUUGAAGUAUAAUGGCAUUAUCCUGUUUGAGUUUGUAAAUAUAAUGUAAAUCUAUUUUUCUGUGAUUAUUACAUGUUGCCGUUUAAUCACCUAGUGCAACUUAGUUAAUUAUUAAGUUAUAUUGUUUUUAAAGAACCGAUCUAGAAGUGUAUGUAUCAUUUUUUAUGGACUUAUACGAUAUAAAAUAAAAAUGUUGUUUCAUACUUACU
Molecule: messenger RNA, 4241 nt
Organism: Anthonomus grandis grandis
Lineage: Eukaryota; Metazoa; Arthropoda; Insecta; Coleoptera; Curculionidae
Exons: 8
Coding region: 253-3735 (1160 amino acids)
Molecular function (GO): protein binding
Source: RefSeq, a predicted model, not a curated record